AAGUCCAUUCCUAUUUAACUCUUUGAUUAACCUUAAUUACGUUCCCUCUUUUUCUCUUUCUCUCCUUUUCUACUCUUUGUUUGUAUUCAACUGGCAAUUGCUGUUGCUCUCUCUCUCUCUCUCUCUCUCUCUGUUGAAUUGUUGCAAAUGGCCGAGAGAAUAGCUAGCCGUGGAGAGUGAAUGAAGGACUCCGUAUUCAGUGUCUGGAAUUGUACGGGUAUUUGAGAUUAAUGGUACUUCCAGUAGUAACUUCGCAAUCCUGAUGUCUUUAUAAAUACUCUCAGCGCUUCUCACAAGCAGUUAAAGAAUGGAUAGAGCAGACACAUCUGGCUUUGUGAGUGGUGGAGGUAGCUUGUAUGUCCGUGUUUUUUUCAUUUUGAUCUAUGGAUUAUCGUACUAGUGUAUCAUAGUCUCUUAUGCUGCCACUUCAUUCCUUGGAAAUAGUAAGGUAUUUUUGUUAAUAAGAUCAAGAACGACAUGCAUCCUUCCUUCUACUCUGACUUCGUUAAGAACUGUAAUGGCGGAGAUACUACUCUACGGUUGAAUGGCUUUGGUUAUGGGUCAACUGAAGCUUCCAUAUUUGGAAGCAGUCAUAUGAAUGGCGGUGGUCAUAAUUGCACAAAUAAUCCGGAUGAUGCAUGCAAGUUAGUACUUGGACUGGGACCGACACCCAGUUCAUAUUCUGAUAACUACUCGCUUCCUAAGGAUGAUAGUACCAAAGGUCUUGCACCUGUACAUACUUCAGGCCUAUCCUCGGAACAUAAUUCGAUGUUGAAGCUUGGGCUUUCUGGAAUCGCUGAUGUAGAUUCUGAUGCACUCGAGGUUCCAGCUUCAACCCAGCCUCGUUUUGAUACAUCGUAUCAGCUUAACCACUUAUCCUCACAUGGUGAUGAGGGUUCUACAUCAUGCAAGAAAUCAGGUGGCUAUAUGAGGAGCCUUAUUAUGGCCCCAAGAAAGGAAGAUGCCAACAGUUUAUUGCCAAAAAAUAAAAUUGCAGAACUUGGUGCAAAAUCUAAUUGCCAACUUUCUCAGCUGAGUUCUGAACCUUCAUCUGUCUCUGAUCACUCCAUGAGUGCCAUAUCUGAGCCUGGAAGUGCUUCGGAAUCAUCAAAUCUCAGAGGUACAAAUUCAAGAAGAUGUAAGUUCGAUGGAUGUAUAAAAGGAGCACGAGGGGCAACAGGUCUGUGCAUUGGCCAUGGGGGCGGGCAGAGAUGCCAAAAGCCUGGAUGCAGCAAAGGUGCAGAAAGCCGAACAGCCUUCUGCAAAGCACACGGAGGAGGGAGACGGUGUCAGCAGCUUGGAUGCACCAAAAGUGCUGAGGGGAAGACGGACUACUGCAUUGCACAUGGUGGGGGGAAACGUUGUGGAUUUUCCGGGGGGUGCACUAAAGCAGCACGGGGGAAAUCUGGCCUUUGCAUCAAGCAUGGUGGGGGUAAGAGGUGUAAGGUGGAAGGCUGCACUCGAAGUGCUGAGGGACAGGUCGGUCUGUGCAUCUCUCAUGGUGGUGGGCGACGCUGUCAAGUCACUGGCUGUGCUAAAGGCGCGCAGGGGAGCACCAUGUUCUGCAAAGCUCAUGGUGGCGGAAAGAGAUGCAUAUUCGCAGGCUGCACAAAAGGUGCUGAAGGGAGCACACCCCUCUGCAAGGGGCACGGUGGUGGGAAGCGCUGCAUGUUUGAUGGAGGCGGGAUCUGCCCGAAGAGUGUGCAUGGAGGUACAAGCUUCUGUGUUGCUCAUGGCGGAGGGAAGAGGUGUUCUGUUCCCGGCUGCACCAAGAGCGCCCGUGGCAGGACUGAUUGCUGCGUCAAACAUGGAGGGGGGAAGCGGUGCAAGGUUGAAAACUGUGGGAAGAGUGCUCAGGGUAGCACUGACUUCUGCAAGGCCCACGGUGGCGGGAAGAGGUGCAAUUGGGGGGAGGGGAAGUGUGAGAAGUUUGCAAGGGGAAAGAGUAGUCUGUGUGCUGCACACUGCAGCCUGGUCCGGGGGCGGGAGACGAGCAAAGGAGGGAUGAUAGGAGCAGGGCUCUUCCAUGGGUUGGUGCCUACGUUCAGCACGCGUUCCUCAUCCGGUGUGAGCGUGGUAACGGACUCAAUCAACUCAGUCGAGAGGGCGGCCAAGCGGCAGCGACUCAUCCCCCCUCAGGUAUUGGUUCCUUUGUCGAUGAAGGCCUCAACGCUCCAAAGGAGCGUCGAUGCACCAAAGAGCUUUGAUUUUGCAGUUCCUGAGGGCAGAGUGCAUGGUGGUGGUCUCCUUUCGUUGCUUGGUGGAGACCUUAAUACUGCCAUAACUGGGGUUUGAAGCUUAUUUUGUCUCCAUCAACUUCUUAUUCUGAUUUGUAUAAAUUAUUGAAUAACAUCUACCCCUAUGUAAUGUGUGAUGUGUCUUGUAUGUUGGUGUAAGAGGAAUGCUAUUUUUUGAAAGUUAAAUAAAACUUGUAAUUAUGCUGAAGAAAAUGAAAUAAAUGUUUUCUUCCGA
Molecule: messenger RNA, 2472 nt
Organism: Salvia miltiorrhiza (redroot sage)
Lineage: Eukaryota; Viridiplantae; Streptophyta; Magnoliopsida; Lamiales; Lamiaceae
Exons: 2
Coding region: 478-2295 (605 amino acids)
Source: RefSeq, a predicted model, not a curated record